Messenger RNA from Physella acuta, 6306 nucleotides. Its product is annotated as divergent protein kinase domain 1B. Lineage: Eukaryota; Metazoa; Mollusca; Gastropoda; Physidae. The record is from RefSeq and is a predicted model, not a curated record.
UGGAUUUAGAUCUAGAUCUAGAUCUAGAUUCUAGACACUACAUGACAUGUAGAUCUAGAUCUAGUCUAGAUUUAGUACUCAUAGACCAUAAUCUAGCUUUUAGAUCUAAAUAAAUUGAUGUAUUCAUAAAAAAGUUUGUCUCUGUUAUGUUGAUACACAAGGUUAAUUAAAUGAUGUCCAGAUCAAUCUAUUUCAAGUAUUUUGAUGGCUAAAAGGAUUACAUUCAGACAUCGUAAAAUAUAUCGGCGAAGAUAUCAUUUCAUCGUUAAAGACAGUUUCAAGGUCAAAAUGUGGCAUGUUGGAAUCAGGCUUUGUCAGAAGCACCUCUAUGGCGUUGUUGUCUGCUUCUUGGUGACAACAUUGAUCUGGUGGACCUCUGGGGAAAGCAACCAGUGUUUGGAGACAGAGAUCAUUCAGGAAGUGUGCAAGCAGUAUCACGAGAAGUAUGUUUCUAGUAGCAUGUGUGAUGCACUGUGUAACUCUAAGGAGCUGCAUAUUGGAGCAUGUAUAAAAACUUAUGAAAACUUGAUGUUUUUUCAGAACGGACAGACUGUAUUGACUGCUGAGUCCAACCCAUUGAGCACGUGGAGGAUGAGGCAGAUCAGUGAGGGCACACAGAUGAACCAGUUUGUCACUCUGGUUGAAGACUUCCUGCACACACAGCUGGGAGACUUUGACUCCGCCCCCCUCACCCUCAGGAUCUUUGAUGACUUUGAUAUCAACAGGGACAGUCAGAUCAACUUGGGUGAAGCUCAGAGUAUAUGGAGUGUGUUGAACCAGCCCUAUUUUCUAGCCUUCUACCACUUAAAGAGUUCCUCUGCGAUUCCACAUUUAAAUGGCACAUGUGGUGGUCUGAGCGUCUGGCACAGACCCCACAUGUUAUCUGGCAGCAUCCUGUUCCGUAAGGACACACCCUGGCCGGUGCGCAUGUUCUCAACCAAGGCUUACAGGUGGACACUGCCUAGUUGGCAUCAUAGGGCAAAGGUCAUGCUCAGCCUUUUGGAGUUUGUUGAGGAGAUGUAUGAAAAAGAUGGGGUCAGAUAUCACCUGUGCAAUGCAGAUGGAAGGACCCUGUUGCACCUCGGGUCCUUUGAGAUUGUGAUCACCGAGGAAGUGAUGCUACUCUCUAGUCAGCAGCUGGCCACCCGCCUGUCCAACAUCACCUGCCACCACUCCCACGACUGUGUCCUGACCAAACAGUGCCAGACAUUCUGUGAUUACAGCACGCAGCAGUGCUCUGGCAAGGUGGUGCGCCCAACUCUGGCUUACAUCUGUGAUAUAAUGGAGGAUUAUCUGCUCUUUGAUGCACCCCGCCUGCUCAAGCCUGGCCUGAUGCGGCUGAUACAUAGAUGUCAGGGUAUGUCCUCGUACUCCCUAAAAGCUGAUUUGCUCCAUUCCGUUGUAAUUAUUGAUUUAAAAAGUAUAUUAUGGAACACAAUUCAGUAUGAAAAAAAAUGAUUAGGAUCUUUAUUCCAGAGAUGUUUUAAUUUUUUCCAAAUUUUUAAUGCAUGACUUUUUUAAAACUUCUGAUGCUGUAAACAUUUAGGUAAAUUAACCUCAAGUUUGUUAGCCUCAGAUAAAAAACUCAGGGUUUUUUAAGAUACAAAAUUUGUAAAGAAAAUAUAGGUCAGUUUCUUUUUAUGUUUUUAUUAUCUCCACUUAACUUUAAAUACUGAGGUUUUGGCUUUACAAUAAAAACAGUUUUUAGGUUUGACUAAUUUAAAAAAAACUUAAACUGAACUCACAAUACAAGCAUUUCGCCAUUGAGUCAAAUUAGUUUAUUUUUCUAAAAUUGUCAAUAAUACGAGUAAUUAUUCCAAACAGUUUUUAUUCUUCUUAUCUUAUACUUAUGCCACAUAAAGUUUUACAAACAUAUGGGUGAACUUUGUUUAAACACUUUUAUUCUUCUAUUUAUGAUCUGCUAUGAGUUGACUGCAACCCUUGUCUGCAGUUGUUUGUCCAUCUUCAAAUGUUUUGUACAAGAAGGUAAUCACACACUUGUUUAUUGUUGGGGAUGAAUUCAAUAGUUUAGGAAGUUCUAGCCCUUGUAGCAGAGUUACUGGUCCUUACUUCAACCAAAUUGAUCUUCUAGUUAAGCAGUUGUUUUGACCUGUUUUUUAUGUGUCUAUUCUUAUAAGGUUAAAUGUAAGUUGGUUUUUUUAAGGAAAAUUGGUUUUUGAUGAAGUUUUCUGUAUAGUUAUACUAAAAAUCCAAAGUGUUAUGAGUCCCAUUUAGUAAGGGGGGGGGGUGCACUUUUGUUUUCUACUUUUUAAAAUUUUACAUCCAGAGCUUUUUAAAAAUCUUUAACUUUGUUUUGAACAUUAAAGGAAAUACUAAACGACCAAACAAUUUUCAAAAUUAGAUUUAAUAUGAAAACUUCAAAACAGCUUUCAAAUCAUACAAAAUAUGUGAUGUUAGAGCAAUUAUGAUACAGUUAUUAGAUCUAGCUAGAGAAUAUGUAGUGUAUUGUGAUACCAUUAAUUCCCAGUCUGAAAAAUGCUUUGCUAACUAUACAAUAUUAGAAUUCACUUGUAAAAAAAUGUGGGUUUUUACUUUCUCAUUAGUGCAUCCCCUUAAUCUUUUUGAAUUAAUUCCAUAAUUAGUUGUUGCCUGAAAUACUUACAUAACAAAGCUGACUCGUCUAAACUUGAUACUGUUUCACCUAUUGCCAUGAUGUUGAUGUGUUCUCUCAACUUAAAAAAUGCAAAUGACAAUGAAAUUUUUCUUUCAAAUUUUCAUUUUAAUACAUUUUUAACAAUUUUCAACAUUUUAAGAACAAAUGACUUUUUUAAAUGAAUGUUUUUAUAAUGCUGGUGUUGGCAUUGUGCAUCAAGUUCUUUUAGAUUUUCUAUAAAGAAGACAAUCUUUGUUCAUGUGUUUGCUUGUCUAAGCUACCAACAAUACAAGCUGAGGAAAUAGUCUACUAUUUGACCAGAGAUCUGUUAGAAUGUACUAGAAGACAUCAAAAUAAAUGUAGAAAUCCAUCUUGCAGACAGAGAAUUUAAGUUGACUGGACUGUUAAAGCUAGUACGAGUAUUUAUUUUUAACUACAGUUUUUUACAAGUAUUUGUUUAUAAUUAUCGAAGAGAUUUUCGCUUGUUGUGUAUUCAAGUCCCAAACUUCCAAAUUAAUUUAUUUGAUAAUUUUUAUCUAAAACUGUAUCUGUUGUAAGUGGUGAUGGGGAACAAUUUUUAUGCCAUGAAACACUUUCUGGUGCAGUUCUACAUUCUCAGACUGCUAAAUGUUGGGCACAACUUUUGGAUACAAUCUGCCACAUGUUACACAAACAUUUCACAGACAAACAACCCAAUGUUGUAUACAUUGUAAGGAUAAAAACAGCAAAAUGUUGCACGCAACAAAUUCUCCGGUUAAGCUUGUAUGGCUAUUGACUUUAGUUUGAUGAGUGGUUUGGGUUGAGUUGUGUGUGAUUGCAGUUUAAAAAUUUCUAGCCCUUGUGGGAAUAAGGGAGGGCUAUUUUUUCAAAUAUGUUUGUCAUGUAAAAAAUAAGGGCAAACUGUGUUUGGUGACAUUUUUACAAUUAUUUGUGUAAAAUUAUUUAAACAGGUUUUGUCCACAGUAACUUGACAAUGUAAGGAGUUUCAAUGUCUUGGGGAUGUAAGAGGUUUCAAGAUGGGUAUUUUACAUUCCUUGCUUUGUUGUCUUUGCUUUAGCUACCUUGUGGUUCUAGUCAUGUUGCCAUGGAAAUUAGAUCAACAAAGCUUCCGUAAUAUGUUAACUUUUGAAAUGAAGCAUUUGAUUGUUGUCUUUAAAGCAAUAUAAUAGUCUAAUAAAUACAAGAUGUUACCAAUCAACUUAUGAAACAGAUAUUUAUAGAUACACAUUGCUACCUUCACCGUGAAGAUUUUGUUAUAUUUGUUAGCAGAAUUGGGUUUUUAAAAGUGAGGUAAAUCUUUUAUGCAAAAAUUUGUAGGAUUAUGAGUUAUUACAAUCAAGAGGACUAACUUUUUUAAUACUAAAAUAUUUAAUUAAGGCUCCAGCCAUCUGUUAAACACCUUGUUGGUGCUUCUGUUUGACCAACUUGUACCCUUUAGAUUGUCUAGUUGUGUCUCACCCUUAUAAAACAAUGUAUUUUAUCAGAUGAAUGUUGUCAUGUAGACAUUGUGGUUUGGACAAAGUUUGUAGUGCUUGCCAUGUCCAACAGAGCAAGUUGUUUAAUACCUGUGUUUGAGGUGUAAAAAAUAAAACUGAACAUUUUUACAUCUCGUGAACAUUGAUUUUAUUUAAUUGCAUUUAACUAAUAUAUUUUAUACCAGUUUUUUUAAAGAAUUUUAGAGGCCAAGUAAACUCAUUAACCUGUAAAAACAUUUUUAAGUCAUUAACCUGUAAAAACAUUUUCAAGUCAUUAACUUAUUAAAUUUUAUGGUACAUAGAUUUAUUCCUACUGAUAAAAACAUCUCAUUUGAUGAUCCGAGACUUACAUUUGAAUACCAUGCAUAAAUUGCUAAUUAAGAUACAUUUGAAUACCAUGCAUAUUUUGCUAAUUAAGAUAGAUUUGAAUACCAUGCAUAUUUUGCUAAUUAAGACAAAAUGUGAUUUGUCCUGUUUGAACUUUUCCUCACAUAUUCGUCCCAGCUAGGUAAUGUAUACAUUUUAAUUGGAUACAACUUUUUAAAACGGAUGAAAAUUUUAAUUUUGUUUGUCAAAAUAAGAUCUAAAUCUAAGUGAAUUUUUAAAAAAAGUGUAUUAUUUUAUUUCAAAUGUUGGCUUUUAAUAGCACUUUUUGUGCUGACUUUCUUGACCAUGGGAGUUGCUGUAUCUUAACUGUAACCAUCUCUAAUUGCCUCUAAUCCACAAGGCAAAAGCCAGUUUUUAAGAAAUGUUUUUAAAAGUUAUAGUAAUGUGACAGAGAUGUUUAAAUAUUUAAACAUUUCUUUUUGUAAGGACAAUAGUUUUUAAAACAAAAAAAAGCAGGGAUUUAAUCCAAGCAGUAAGUGCAGUCUGUUAACUGAAACAACAAAUUCUAGUCUGAAGAUUUCUCUUGCCACCCUAGCAGACUUUUCUUUAACAUGAUUAUAACAUGAUGUCACUGACCAGCUAGUCAAAUAUUGAGCCUUGUCUGAUGUAGGUUUUUGUGAGGAUGUAUUAUCACCCAACUCUUGUACUGCUACAUAGAUUUAUUAUCUCCCUUUGUUUACCCAGUUGGUUCAAUAUGUUGCCCUGUGUAGUAGGACAUUUUAAAGUUUUCCAUGCUUUCCUCUGUUAGAAUCUAGAUAGGUAACCUCCCAUCUCUAGAUCGUUACUGUUAUGAUUUUCUGCUCUCAUAUACUGGUGUGUGAUAUUGUAGAGCUGUUUAUAACUUUUUUUGGGUGUUUAGCCUUUUCAAUUAUUUAAAUUGCUUGAUUUCCCUUGUGUAUAUUUUAAUGGUUGAGCUUUGAUCAAAUUGUGUGGGUAAAGUGUUAAAGAUGUUUUUAGAAGUUAUGUCAAUUCCAAAGUAUAUUACUGAAGACUACACGUUAUAAAACUAAAACAAAAUUUAAUUUUCCAAAAUGUUGAAACCAGCUAUCAUGUUUAUUUUCAAAUUAAGUUUAUCUUUGUAUUUGAAGCUAAAUUUGUCAAUAAGGUGAUUAAUGACAAUGGGAGUGCCAACUUUGUAUUGAUAAAAAUAUCUUUUUUCAAAUUGUGCUGCAUUUAAAAUAAUUGCAUUUAUAUUUUAUCAAAGUGACAAUGGAUAAAUUCAUUAAAUCUUACACUUGUCAAUUUGUUUUUGUGGCUAACCAUACUUUACAAGUAUAAGUUUUUUAAAGUAGGCCUGGAGUAUAAGAGUUAUCUGAAGGCACUUAAUGGACUCAUGUGCAGUGUUGGUAUUAUUUUUUUUUACAAAUGUAUUUUUGGUUAUUAAUAAUUUAAGAAACCACCAAAUUAUAUAAGGGUAUUGCUGGGGUUUUGUGUUCUACGAAGUCUUGUAUUGCCUUAAGGGUUAACACAGGUGUAGCAUCUGGGGUCAGUUUUUAAACUUCAGCAUAAGUCAUGAUAAGGGAUAGCUGCCCCUUGUGUAUUCAGACAUGAAGUAUUAACUUAUACAAUGUUCAAGUUCAUCUUUGUGCUUGUGACCGGUUCAGUGACCAUAAUGUGUGUUUGUCACGCCUGAAUUAUUUGUGACAACUUGUAAUAUUUUGUUGGUUUAAUUGUGUUUCAAUGUUAAUGAAAACAACUAUUAAUGUUGCCGUGAAAUAUUUAACUUGAAUAGGGUUGGGAUGUGUGCUGUGAUUUAAGGUGUAUACAUUUUGUUCUAAUAAACAAAUUUUUAGAUGCCACAAGUUUGUUAUUUCAAUUCAUUCAUUAAAA